Molecule: messenger RNA, 6120 nt
Organism: Misgurnus anguillicaudatus (oriental weatherfish)
Lineage: Eukaryota; Metazoa; Chordata; Actinopteri; Cypriniformes; Cobitidae
Gene: dnmbp
Product: dynamin binding protein
Biological process (GO): cilium assembly; intracellular signal transduction
Cellular component (GO): cytoplasm
Molecular function (GO): guanyl-nucleotide exchange factor activity; protein binding
Source: RefSeq, a predicted model, not a curated record
GGUCCCUGUCAGCAGAGGGUGGUAUGUUGAUGUUGAUGUCAGCAUGGGGAUGAGCUUGGUGGGACUUGCGUUUGGAUGACAGCUGAUCCGGCCGUGGCGUAGAUGAUCAGCCAGAUCGGAUCAUCUGCAACGUGUGAGUCGAGUACUGACAGGCAGGAAAAACGCCUAAUCUGAUUUGUUUUCUGAGUAUUAUUAAAGCGAUUUUUAUGGCAGAAAGGAAACAGGCACCCGUUACAUCGUGAAAGUUUUUCUGCUGUUUUUGGUCGCGCCUUUUCAACAAGCCUGUGUAACCACACAUACAUUUGAGAGCAAAGAGUCAGGUGAUGAGUGAACAUGGAGGCUGGAUCGGUGGUGCGUGCCGUGUUCGAGUUCCUGCCCAGCGUGUCAGAAGAACUUCCUCUGUUUACUGGUGAUGUCAUCGAAGUUCUUAGCGUUGUUGAUGAAUUCUGGCUGCUUGGUGUCAAAGAUGGAGUCACAGGCCAGUUUCCCAGCACUUUUGUGGAAGCUGUUACGAUUCCCAGCACUAAGACAGGAGAGAAUCUGUAUGUGUGCAUCAAUGACUUUCAUUCUGCAGAGCCUGGAAACUUACCCUUAAAGAGAGGUGAUGUAGUUGCUGCUGAAGAUGCGGUGGAAGCGGUAUGGAUGAGAGGACGAAAUGCAUGGGGCUCACGUGGACUGUUCCCCACGUCGUGUGUUAAAGAGCUGGCGCUCUCUGGUCAAUCCAGGCAGCUUUCGGAGCGCAGUGCGGCUGCCCAGGCCUCCGAGCUCCCCCCGCAUGCCCUUGGUCAAGCUCGUGCUCUCAUGAGUCUCCACGCGCAGCUAGACGAGGAACUGGACUUUCGUGAGGGUGAUGUCAUCACCAUCAUAGGCCUGCCUGAGUCUGGCUGGUUUCAGGGUGAGCUUGACGGAAGGACAGGGAUUUUCCCUGAGGGCUUUGUGGAGCUGUUCGGGCCCCUGCGCUCGCCACAGGAGGAGCCCGAACCUCAGAUCCUCGAACAGUAUUCGGCUUACAGCACGGAGGAAGAGGUGAGGGACGAGGAGGAGAGAGAUGAGGAAAGUCCAGUGGAGACACAACAGCAGGUUGAAGAGGAAGAGGAGGAGGUAGAAGAGGGAGCAGUCUAUGGUGUAGCGCUUUAUGAAUUUCGGGCAAUUGAGCCCGGCGAGCUGGACUUUGAUGUUGGGGAUAGGAUACGUAUCUUGGCCACACAGGAAGAUGGUUGGUUGGAGGGGCAAAUACGUGGCAGGAGAGGAGUUUUCCCUCAUCGAUUUGUCAAGAUGGAGGGGCAGCUGCCGGUUGCACCACAACCGGAGACUUUAGUUAGGGAAAUUUGUGAGCCUGAGAGGCAUGAGGAGGAAGUGUGUUACACUCCAGAUUAUAUCUCGACUCCACAGGAUUACAUAAUACCAGAAUACGGGCAGGAUUGGGCUACUCAAGAAGACCACACAGUGUGGGACCUGGAUUACUUUGAGCGCAGGGAGGAAGAAAGAAAAGAGGAAGAUGUUCAAUACUCGCUCUCCAAUAUAAAUUCUCAAGAGUCAAAAACAAUGCAAAAUCAAUCACAAAUUCUAAGGAAAGAGAGACCCCCACCUCCUAACACACAACCCCACAAAGCGAGUAGCUCGGCCCAAACCAGGACCAGCAAAGGCAGUCACAAUCGCCCCCAGUUGCCUCCUAGACCCAGUCUGCAAGCCCUCAGCAACAGACAGUACAGCACCAGUUCCCACACCGGCUUACGAGAAACUCCACGAGCACCACCCACUAAAACCUCACCCAAUUCCACCUGGACAAGAAACAAAGGCCACUAUGCCUCUCAUGACAGCAGGCUUCCCUUCAGCAGUAAAAUUUCGACUCGAUCUGGUGCAAAGAAUAGGCAGAAGGUGACCCGGCACGCAAGCGUCAGUGAUGCAGACCUUAUAUCUAAUGGUCGCAGGGACUGUGAUGCAUGGUUGCAGGGAUCGAGCUCCAAUGGAUUACCUACAUCUCAGACGACUGGGGCUGUGAAUCUGUCAGCAGGUGAUCUUGAAACCAAGCUCUCCCAGCAGCUGAUCGAGUUCGAAAACAGUUUACCGGGUCGAGGGAACGGAGUGACAGAACAGAGCCGAUGGGAGGAGCUCAGCGCCGGAUGGGGCAACAAAGUGUCCCGCCACUACUCCAUUAUGGACUACAGCAGUGAGAAUGACAUCAUUCGUGGCUCCUCCCAUUCCCCAGUCGACCACCUGUUCCUCCACACUCCCUCCCCAGCUGGCUCCGCCCCCUCCUCUCUGGAGAGGCGAAAAUCCCUACGCCCACCUCCUCCUCGACCACGGCUCCUAAGGCCACCAGCUCCUUCAAAUUCACAGUGUCCACUUACCAUUGCUCCUCAGCCUUACAAACCGGCACGGCCGGCACCACGCCCACCUCCUCCAUGCCCCCGCCCACCUCAACCCGCAUCCAACCCCUUCUACCAUAUGCCAGAAGAGGAUGAGGUAGUUGAGGAGGUGGAGGAUGCAGAGGAUGCUUUGGAGAAAGAGAUGGAGAGAGAAAAGGAGCAGUACAGGUUGCUUCUGAGGCUGGAGGAGGUGGAGAGAGACAUUGAUAUUUACUCUCACACAGCUCAGGAGCUUCAGGUCAUGCUGGAAGAGGAGCAGGAUGAGACCUCGAGACAACAAGCACUAGAAAAUCUGGAGUUCUGCACGUAUACCAUAGAAACACUGACUCUGGAACAGCAGCAACUACAAGAGAUGACUCUACUCGCCUCUCAGCCCAAGUCUCUUGAACCAUCCCCAGCAUCAGCGGCCACCACUGAAGAUCCUGAACAGAGGAUGCUGGAGAAGAGAUUAAAAGUCAUCGAUGAGCUUCUCCAGACAGAACACGACUUCAUUAAGGAUCUUCAGAUGUGUGUCAAGGAGAUCAUUCAGCCUCUGCAGGAGAAACAGGUCCAGAGUAUUGACUUUGAUGGUCUCUUUGGAAACAUCAACUCCGUAAUCGACCUCUCCCGUCGACUUUACAAGAGUCUCCAAGAUACAGACUCCAUAGGUAACGUGUUCUUGGACUACAAAAAUGAAUUGGAAGAGGUUUACAAGGUCUAUUGCCAAAAUCACGAUGAUGCCAUCUCUUUACUGGAGGCCUAUGAGAAGGAUGAGAACAUCCAGAAACACGUGCUCGAGUGUCUGGAGAAGCUCAGAGGGAUAUACCGUGAGUGGGGAAAGACCAACUACAUUAAUCUGGGAUCCUUCUUGAUAAAGCCGGUUCAGAGAGUAAUGCGAUACCCGCUGCUGCUGAUGGAACUGCUCAACACCACACCAGAAUCACACCACGACCGCAAGCAACUCACAGAGGCUGUGAUGUCCAUCAAAGAAAUCAAUGUUAACAUCAAUGAAUACAAGAGGAGAAAAGAUCUUGUGGUGAAGUAUCGCAAGGGUGAUGAAGAUCGACUCAUCGACAAGAUCUCAAAGCUGAGUAUGCACUCCAUCAUCAAGAAGUCCAACCGAGUAAGCAGCCAUCUGAAACACCUGACUGGAUUUUCACCUCAGAUCAAAGAUGAAGCUUUCGAUGAAGCAGAGAAAAGAUUCAGACUCCAGGAGCGACUGAUCAAAUCUUUCAUCAGGGAUAUCUCCCUCUAUCUGCAGCAUAUAAGGGAGUCUGCGUCAGUGAAGGUGCUGGCCGCCAUCAGUUUCUGUGACGUCUAUACAGAACGACAACAGCAGAUGGAUCCUGAACGCUUCCAGAAAGCUCAUCGGUGUAUCAGCGACAAACAGUUUACUGAGUUUAAAGAGAGAACAGAAGCUCUGGUCAUCGCUCCUCUCACCCAGUUGCUCAACAUGUUCGCUGGGCCGCACAAACUGAUACUGAAGCGCAAAGACAAGCUUCUAGACUACGACAACUGUAAGGAGCGCGCAGAGAGGUUAAAAGACAAACGUGUCCAGGAGGAACUCCAGGCCGCCAGGAACAACUACGAAGCCCUAAACGCCCAGCUGCUCGAUGAGCUGCCGAAAUUUCACCGCACGGCCGAAGAGCUGUUCAUCAGCUGCGUGAGAGGCUUCGCACAUGCCCAGAAAGACUUCAUCUCGCUCACAGUGCGAGAGCUCACGCCACUUCUGCAGCUGUCUGGAUUGGCUGGUACAGAAGGGAAUCUGGUAUCCUUGUUUCAGGAGGAACACACACGUGUGAUGGAUUUACUCCAGAGCUUCAGUUUCUUCCCUGACAACCUUCCCACUACUGUGCGCAAGACGAUUGAGAAGAAGACUGUGGAAAAGCAGAGCUCCAAGAAACUUCAAGGCCCUCCAAACUACGUGUUGCAGACCGACAAGCAACGAGCCGGGCUUCUGGCAAGAUACGGACCAGAAAAACUCUUCCAGGCUGACAGGAACUUUAAUGCAGCACAAGACCUGGAUGUGUCUUUACUGGAGGGAGAUAUAGUGGGGGUCAUCAAACAGCAAGAUCCCAUGGGCAGUCAGAACCGCUGGCUGAUAGACAAUGGAGCUACAAAGGGCUUUGUGUACAGUUCGUUUCUAAAGCCCUACAACCCGCGCACGAGCCAGUCAGAUGUUUCCAUUGAGAGCCAGUCAUCAAAUGAGUCGGGCUAUGGUGGCUCCUCCCCUAGGUUCUCACGGCAGAACAGCGACAGCACUCUCGUCUUCAACCAAGAAACGGCGACUGUCAGCUUCUCGACGGCCACGCCUCCCCUCCAAACACACACUCGCCAUGACACGACCCCUAGGAAAAACAGAGAGGCCUCCACCAAUCAGAGAGAUUCCCUCGACCCCACCUACAGAAACUCCCCAAACGGCAAAGAACCGUCUGAGACAGCCUUACGAAAUAACAGGGACUAUGAACCUUCAUACAGAAGUCCCACCAAUCACAGAGACUCUUUAGACUCGGGUCAGAUCACGCCGACCAAUCACAGAAACCCCUCGGACUUCUCGGAGACGGACUCCUCCAAUAGGAACUCUAGAUACGAGUCAUCUUCGAGGUACAGCAACUCUAAUGGUUCAAACGGUUCGCUGCAGAGACGAAAUGGAGAUUAUUCGGUACAGCAGAAGAGUCCACAGUACCCUCCUGAUGAAUUUAUAGAUCCAGAACCAGAACUGGAUGGCCACCAGAUAUAUUAUGCGAUCUACUCAUUCAGUGCCCGGUGUUCGAAUGAACUCAGCGUUUCAGCCAAUCAGAGGGUCCGAAUCCUUGAGUUCCAGGACAUGAAUGGAAACCAGGAGUGGUGGCUGGGCGAGGCCGGGGGGCGAAGAGGUUACAUCCCAUCCAAUUACAUACGCAAAUCGGAGUACACAUGAUCUUCAGCCACACCAGACGACAACUCAGUGAGGAGAAAAACACUACAAUAGGACAUGUUUGUGCCUUAACUAUUACGGAAAUGCACUGAUGUGGUGAACUGGUUAUUGCUGCCAAUACUGGAUGAAAACAUCACCAUAAAAACAGCAUUUAAUGCUCCAGUCUCUGUAUUUUGUAGAAGUGAAUGUAACUCCUGUGUGCCUCCUAGUGGUUAAAGAAGGAAUAGCACAUGACUGUGCAUUGUAAAACGUUUGGUUUGGGCGUACCCAGGCUCUAGCAGGGUACUUCGGUUAUAGUGUUAGCGCUUAAAUGCUCGUAGAGAGUUUAAAUCUCUUGAAUGUUUAAGAGUGGACUUGUUUAGGACGUGUGUACGACCUGGAGAGAGACUGAUGUUGAUCCAGUACUGGCAUGGUGGUGAUGCCCGUAAGCAUGCGAGAGUGAAUGAAUGAGUGUUUGUGUGUGUUGAAGACAAAUGCAUUGAGUUGAGUGUGUUUGAAUUUAGCCUCCAUUACGGCUCUCAGAUCAUAGCGAUAUUAUCACUGGUGACUGUUUCAUAUUCCUGAAAAUUUACAUAAAUGAAAUGCAGCAGACACUUUUUUUAAGGUACAGUGUUUUUUUACCUUUUUACUUUUGAUAGCAUUGAGUUUGCACUUGUGAAUGAAUUUGCAAAUUAAUCCUGUUGUUUUGUGCGGUUUAUAAGGGCACCAUGAGCUCAUUUUUUGAUGUGAUCCCUAAAAUAUGAUCCUCCUGUCAUAUUUAUCUGAUGCUGUAUAUACUGAGAAUGUACUUCUGCACUCCAGUGUCAACUGAUCUGUUUCUCUUCUUUUGAAUAAAAAUACAUCAGUUGAAAACAA